UGCUUUUGUCUUUUUUGUUUUACUUCUCAAUUUGUUGUACGUACAUUUUGCCCUGCUGCACACACAGGUUGUCACAGUAAAAGGUCGGCCGUUGUUUCAAACGCUCUCGCGUGUGUUUCUGUGUCCAAAGCGGCGUCUGACUAGCGACGGUUAAACGCUCGAAGUUGCUAACUAACAGCAACUAAAUUGUGCUAAAUGUAUUUGAAAGCCAAAUGGCAAUUGUGAAGUGAACUCAACUAUUGGAUAUACACACCGGGUGGAUAAAGCAUUAAUUGGAUUUGGAAUAUGGUUGUUUUAAAUGGCUACAAUUUCAAGGCGCACUACCAACAGUACUCACAAUCUGAGCCCAUCCAGCAACAGCAGCAGCAGCAACAACAGCAGUCGAGCAGUCCGCAAGCAAUUUCGAGCAGCAGCGCCAUGACGACGACGCAUAAAUCGAAGCGGGAUUGGGAUAUAAAUGAUGCGAUAGUGCCACAAGUGGCAGACAUUGAAUUCGAUGAGUUUAGCGAGUGGAGCGAUGGCCAUGUGCGUCUCGUCUACUCCAUGCACAACGAGGAGGCCAAGAAGCACAUCUCCGGCUGGGCCAUGCGCAACACGAACAAUCAUAAUGUUAAUAUAUUAAAGAAGAGCUGCCUGGGUGUCUUGGUCUGCUCGCAGCACUGCACCCUGGCCAAUGGCUCCAAGAUUAAUCUGCGGCCGGCGAUUUGCGACAAGGCGCGACGCAAGCAGGAGGGCAAGGCGUGUCCGAAUAAAAGUUGUCGUGGUGGUCGGCUGGAGAUCAAGCCCUGUCGUGGGCACUGCGGUUAUCCUGUCACACAUUUCUGGCGGCAUUCGGGCAAUGCCAUCUUCUUUCAGGCUAAGGGCGUGCAUGAUCAUCUGCGUCCAGAUCCCAAGAACUCCAGCGUCUCCAAGCGUGCGUUUGGCCGUGUGCCGCUGGCCACAGGCAAAGCAACAACAACAACAACAGGAGCUAGAGCUAAUACAGCAGCUAAAAAAUCAGUGAUAGCGGGUUUGGUUAAGCAGGUGAAGCAGCAACAGAAUCUUAUGGGCAAGGUGCUCAAGCGUAGUCAAGCGAGCAAUAGCCAUUCAGCGCUGGAAAUUUAUCAGUUUAAUGCUUGUGGCAAGUGCACCAGCUAUAGCCACUGCACCUGCAGCUAUCUGGAGGAUACAACGCGCGCUCAUCAACUUAGCCAAAGCUCCAACUAUGUGAACAACUCAUGGCCACUGGCUACAGCUGAGCCAGAGCCCACUGCCAAUGUCUAUAGUGUGAAUCAUCAGCAUAUUACGUACAAUUAUCCCAUCUACCAUGCCACGCCCACUGCCGCAACUGCAGCGCCCAGCAAAUCUCCCAGCCUACCCUACACUUGCAUAGCCGAGCCCUAUCAACAGUCCAGCGCCAGCUACAGCAGCAACAGUUGCCAGCUUGCCAGCUAUGAGACCAACUCGCAGCUGGCCACACCCGAGCCAGAGUUCAUCAACUACUCGCAGAUAAAACAUUUGGGCUCAACGGAGUUAAGCUGUAAGAGCGAGUCGGUGGCACCUACGAUCAAGUAUAAUGCCACUGUGGAGGCGCAACCUGUGGCUGGUUAUGAGCAGGAUAACUAUGACUAUUAUUAUAAUCGCGACUCAAAGUCGGAUUACGAACAGUUUGGCAACAAUUUUGCUGCUGGACAUGCGCAUUACUAUGAAAGUGCAAAUAGCUACAACGGCGUCAGUUACUUUGAUACGACGUCGGGCAACGCCAACGCCAAUGAGCAAAGUAAUUAUAAUUAUAAUUAUAAUAAUUAUAAUUAUGGCUAUGCGGCAAGCGCUGGUGGCGCCUCCAUGUCUGCUGUGGCAAACACAGCAACUCCCACGCUUACCUAUCACCAUCACCAUCAUCAUCAUUUGCAUCACGCGCAGGCACAAUCAGCACAUGCUGCCCAUUGAUAAAUAGUACUUAAUUAUCAUAUUGCAUAUUGCACUUAGUUCUUAGCGUAGGUUUAUAAACAAAAUGAAAGUUUUGAAAUCUUU
Drosophila busckii is the source of this 2013-nucleotide messenger RNA. RefSeq names its product transcription factor glial cells missing 2 (gene gcm2). Gene Ontology annotation, molecular function: DNA-binding transcription activator activity, RNA polymerase II-specific; RNA polymerase II cis-regulatory region sequence-specific DNA binding. Bases 286 to 1929 code for a protein of 547 amino acids. NCBI's taxonomy places the organism in Eukaryota, Metazoa, Arthropoda, Insecta, Diptera, Drosophilidae. The transcript is spliced from 3 exons. Gene Ontology annotation, cellular component: nucleus. Gene Ontology annotation, biological process: gliogenesis; regulation of transcription by RNA polymerase II. The record is from RefSeq and is a predicted model, not a curated record.